This is a messenger RNA of Naegleria fowleri, 1242 nucleotides long. RefSeq lists its product as uncharacterized. NCBI's taxonomy places the organism in Eukaryota, Heterolobosea, Eutetramitea, Acrasida, Naegleriidae. The record is from RefSeq and is a predicted model, not a curated record. The transcript has 2 exons. The coding region runs from base 1 to 1242 and encodes 413 amino acids.
AUGUCUAGUCAUCUCCUUGAUCCCUUCAAAACUCCCACGAAACGACAACCUGCGACUUUUGUAACUAGACAUCUAGGUGCUACCAACAACAAUCCUCCACAAGCAACAGUAUGGACAACCUCCACCUCUCAGCAACAGCCUCCCGAUCAAGAAUUAUCCUUUGUCGAUGAUUUAUUGGAAGUUCACGACGAUGACUCUCUUCUCAAUCAAAGUAUUCAUCUCGAUCAAGAUGCUCCACCAACACCCAAACAUGAGACACCUUGUUAUGUGACUCAUCGUUUGACUGAAAAGGAAAUUACUCAAUCCUCUCAUACAAACACUGUGUUGGAAUUGAGUAAGCUGAUUUCAUACUUACAAUCGGAGGAUCACGGUCGAAAAGGAAGGAACUUUUCAGUGGAUUUGAGUCAUCAAAUGGUCUUGUUGUUUGUGGUGUUGGUGGCUUUGUUUGGAGUGUGGAUGGCAUCGUCGUAUCGACCAUUUUGCAGUUCAUCUUCUUCGUGGUAUCCAUGUCGACAAUGUCCUCCUCAUGCCGUCUGCAGCACUUUCCGAAUUGAAAGUUGCUAUCAAUCUCCCAACGCAGAAUUCAAUUAUACCAUUCACGAAAAUGGUCAACUCUGCAUUCGAAAUGACAGCACUGGAUUAUUGAGCUAUCAACUCUCUGUCACUGCCAAAGAUUAUCUCGAAAAUCUUGCUUACAAAGUCGAUUGUCUUGGAAAAGCCAAUGUCACAAAGAAAGUUUCUAGACAUUCCAUGGAAGAUUAUCUUGUUUCAUAUCUAGUUGCACAUUCAUACGAUCAUUAUGGUCACAUGAAUCAUCCAGAACAACAACAACAUAUUGGAGUAGAUUCCACUUUCACACAUGCAUUCAAUACCAUGCUUGAACUUUUUGAGGAAAAUGAAUACUUGUAUCGAAUUGCAGUGGAGGGAGAUUACAUGCAUUCGUAUCGAUUUCAAAGUAGUGGAUCUUGUCUUUUAGCUAAACAACAUUUUCAACGAUUUACUGUUCCUAAAGAACAAUACUUGACUGUUGUGGAAAGUGAUGAAGAAAGUUCAACAACAGUGUCACCAGCAACAACAUUAUUCACAUCAGAAACAACUACCACUCCAACAAAUGAAGAAAUUCCUACUGUUACCACUCAGAGCAGCAGCACAUCAAACAUUGUAAAUGAAGAACCACCUGUAGAAGUAUUGUCAAAUUCUCAAACAGAAGAAGAAGCCCUCCCUCAAGAAGAAAUUUUCUAA